AUGAACCCAGAUAUCAUAAAAUUGCUGCUUAUUACUUUCUGUAUCAGCGGUAUCGGCGCUGAGAAUUGUGAGGAGGUUACGGCCUCUGUCGAUGCAAAGAGCUUCGUUGUAAAAAGCAAUGUCACUGGCUGCCAGUACCGUGUCAAAUCGGACUCCGGCAAAGCGGUGAAGGUCUACGUCAACGAUACGAGUGGAACCAAUUGUGUGAAGGUUACUAUCGGAGGUCAAACAGAUACUCUGUGUCCAAAAAGUUCAACGACUGCUUUCUCAUCCACCUCGGCGAUUGAUGUGAGUGCGGACUCCGUCACGACCACAACUGCUACAACGACAGUAACACCUACAACUACAAAAGCCUCAAGUCCACCAGCAUCAGCGAGUGAGGGAGAAAACAAAGGAAAUUCAAAAGAUACAUCGAAGGGAAAUGGGGCAGUAUCCCAAGAAGGGGACAAUGACGGAAAAGAAAAGUCGAAGAAAGAAAAGAAGGCAAUAAUGGAAAUGUCAAAAAUGGGUGUUCCUGUUGCUGGAGCUAAUCGCCUAAUGAGACAAGCCAGAGAUGCUUCAACUACCGCUGGAUCUGACGACGUGACGGUGUACUACGUGUUGGAUGCUGUUGGAUUUGGAGAUGACGUAGUGGUGUAUGACACUGUCCUUGCGGCACCCGCAGUUGUUAUCGUCACGGACUCCUCACUCACAUGGAUCCGCGAGUUGGAUGUAAAUUCAUUCUUUUUACCUUUUGGGCAGAGCGUGUCUGAUUCCUCUCCACUGGCCACGUUCGCACAAUUGGUUCCCCUCGUUGACUGGAAGGCAAUAAAGAUUUUAACAGUCAAACGUUCGGCGUUUAAAACAUCACAGUCAGUGUGA
Echinostoma caproni is the source of this 861-nucleotide messenger RNA. Lineage: Eukaryota; Metazoa; Platyhelminthes; Trematoda; Plagiorchiida; Echinostomatidae. The record is from the annotation of a GenBank genome assembly.